This is a messenger RNA of Closterium sp. NIES-65, 13410 nucleotides long. The record is from the annotation of a GenBank genome assembly. NCBI's taxonomy places the organism in Eukaryota, Viridiplantae, Streptophyta, Zygnematophyceae, Desmidiales, Closteriaceae.
AUGGCCGACCGGCUUUCCCCUCCGCCACGUGCCGCGCAAUCUAAGCCGGCCCGCGCGCGUCGCAGCGGCUCGUGGCACGCGUUCCUCUCGCUCUCUGAGACGUCUCAAAAGUCGUUCCUCUCGCCCAAUGGCGCAGACGGUCAAGCCUCACCCGCGGUCGCCGCGGCUGCCAUCCCUGCUGCAAUUCCCGCCGCAAUUCCCGCCACCGCGACCGCCGCGCCCGUCGCCGGUUCGUCGCAAGCAGAAAGCGCGGACGGCGGCGCAAGACCCGCCGCAGAGCGCGGUCGCGAGGCCUCCCCGUUGCUUCCGCCCUCUCUCAGCGAUAGAGCCCAGUCCCCGCAUCCGCUUACCUCCAGAUCUCCGCUUAGAAACGCCGCCGCCAACGCUCGCGCGUGGUGCGCGCGACGGUACCGCGGAAUCCUUCCGCCUGCGGGGGAAACCGCGACAACGCCGCGGAACGCAUUAGCCCGCGUGGCAGGGGCGGGGGGGAUCACAGGGGCAGGCGGAGCUGCGCCCUCGAGCGGCGGGGAGGGUAGCGCCGGCGGAAGCGACGACCGCCUCGCUGGGGCAAGGGGGAACUGGAGCAGGCAGGGGGCCAAUGCGGCGUCCGUUGGACUCGCGAAAAAAUCCGACUCGAGUCAACCAAGUCAACCAGGUCAAACGGGUUAUCCUGUUCAACGGGGUCAACCGAGUCAACGAGUCCAGGUCUCCCCGCGCCCGUCCGCGUGCCCGUCGGAGCGGUCGAGUGCGUGGGGGCCAGGCGGAAGCAGCAGCACGAGUGAUUAUAGCGAGGGGACUGACGACGAGGAUGCGAUGUGGGAGGAUAGCGACUGGAUGUCCGCGGAGGAAGGGGAAGGGAGAGAAAACGGCGGUAAGUGGUGGUCCUUCAAGGGAUGGGCGACGAAAAGACGCGGAGAUGCGAAUUUUGAGGGUAAUUACCCCUCCUGGGCUGGUUGGGGCGGGAGAAGUUCUUGGGGAAGCCGAGGACGGGCAGGGGGAGGGGUGAGGGGGGAGGCUGGCGGCGCGGAGAUCCCAAGGGGGGAAGUUGAGGUGAUGAACUUCCAGGCGGCGCGGCUGGCGGAGGUGCAGCAGGAGUGCGACAAGUGGACGACGCUGCUGGAGAGCCACUUCCGUCAAUCCGCUGAUCAGGUGCGGCUAUUGGGAGCGGUCGUCUCAACCUUCUACUUCCAAAAGCCAAACGCCACUCUCGAUCAGCCCACCUUCUCGUCCCUCGUGAAUGCGACGGACUACGCCCGCCCGCUGCUGUUUGCCGCCUCCUUUUCCCGGCGGGUGACUCAGGCUGAGCGGCCGGCGUUUGAGAAACAGCAGCAGCAGCAGCUGGGGGACCCUGGGUAUUGCAUCAGGCACGGCAGCAUGUGUGCGGGCAGCCAGGCCGAGCACGCCCCCAUCGUGCUCACCAGCGCAUCGGCCUCCAUGAUUGGCCAGGGCCUCCUGGCCCCCUCCUCCCAUCCUGACCACCCGUUGACCGGCGUUGACUCGGUUGACCUGCCUGAAGACCAGCUGGCGUUGCAGGAGUUUCUGGCGUGGGGUGAGUGUGGGGUGGGUGUGGAUGAGUGGGGAGUGAGUGCUAUGAGUAUGAAUCAUCAUGUGUUCUUCCUCCCCUAUCAUGUCUUUCCUCUCUCCCCCUUUCUCUUCUUCCCUUCUUUUCUCCAUUCUCUCUCCACACCCCUCCCCCACUUCCCUCCGCUGUUCCUUCCCUCCAUUACCCCCCCAUUCCCUCCUCCUAUCCCUCCCCCAUUCUCCCCACUCCCCCAACCAACCCCUUCCCCCCGUCCAGCCAACCGCCCAGCAACAAUAGAGGCGGUGACGCGAGCGCGGGACUAUGGAGUAAUGGGGGCACUCACGCCCCCGUUCCCCCUCAACCUCUCUCUCUCCACUAAGAGGCCCAUUUCGCGCGGCCUCUUUAUAGUCUUCCCCGUUUACCGCACGCCCGACCCGCUGCCGGACGGUUUGUCUUCUAGCGAGUACCAGGCGGCGUGCCUCGGCUACAUGACGGCGAUCAUUGACUUUGAGCCGAUGUGGGAUGCGAUGCUGGAGGCGCCUCAAAACACGGGUGUGCCUUUUGAGGCGCCUCAAAACACGGGUGUGCCUUUUGAGGCGCCUCAAAACACGGGUGUGCCUUUUGAGGCGCCUCAAAACACGGGUGUGCCUUUUGAGGCGCCUCAAAACACGGGCGUGCCUUUUGAGGCGCCUCAAAACAUGGGCGUGCCUUUUGAGGCGCCUCAAAACACGGGCGUGCCUUUUGAGGCGCCUCAAAACACGGGUGUGCCUUUUGAGGCGCCUCAAAACACGGGCGUGCCUUUUGAGGCGCCUCAAAACACGGGUGUGCCUUUUGAGGCGCCUCAAAACACGGGUGUGCCUUUUGAGGCGCCUCAAAACACGGGUGUGCCUUUUGAGGCGCCUCAAAACACGGGUGUGCCUUUUGAGGCGCCUCAAAACACGGGUGUGCCUUUUGAGGCGCCUCAAAACACGGGCGUGCCUUUUGAGGCGCCUCAAAACACGGGUGUGCCUUUUGAGGCGCCUCAAAACACGGGUGUGCCUUUUGAGGCGCCUCAAAACACGGGUGUGCCUUUUGAGGCGCCUCAAAACACGGGUGUGCCUUUUGAGGCGCCUCAAAACACGGGUGUGCCUUUUGAGGCGCCUCAAAACACGGGCGUGCCUUUUGAGGCGCCUCAAAACACGGGCGUGCCUUUUGAGGCGCCUCAAAACACGGGUGUGCCUUUUGAGGCGCCUCAAAACACGGGUGUGCCUUUUGAGGCGCCUCAAAACACGGGUGUGCCUUUUGAGGCGCCUCAAAACACGGGUGUGCCUUUUGAGGCGCCUCAAAACACGGGCGUGCCUUUUGAGGCGCCUCAAAACACGGGCGUGCCUUUUGAGGCGCCUCAAAACACGGGUGUGCCUUUUGAGGCGCCUCAAAACACGGGCGUGCCUUUUGAGGCGCCUCAAAACACGGGCGUGCCUUUUGAGGCGCCUCAAAACACGGGCGUGCCUUUUGAGGCGCCUCAAAACACGGGCGUGCCUUUUGAGGCGCCUCAAAACACGGGCGUGCCUUUUGAGGCGCCUCAAAACACGGGCGUGCCUUUUGAGGCGCCUCAAAACACGGGCGUGCCUUUUGAGGCGCCUCAAAACACGGGCGUGCCUUUUGAGGCGCCUCAAAACACGGGCGUGCCUUUUGAGGCGCCUCAAAACACGGGCGUGCCUUUUGAGGCGCCUCAAAACAUGGGCGUGCCUUUUGAGGCGCCUCAAAACACGGGCGUGCCUUUUGAGGCGCCUCAAAACACGGGUGUGCCUUUUGAGGCGCCUCAAAACACGGGCGUGCCUUUUGAGGCGCCUCAAAACACGGGUGUGCCUUUUGAGGCGCCUCAAAACGCGGGUGUGCCUUUUGAGGCGCCUCAAAACACGGGUGUGCCUUUUGAGGCGCCUCAAAACACGGGUGUGCCUUUUGAGGCGCCUCAAAACACGGGUGUGCCUUUUGAGGCGCCUCAAAACACGGGUGUGCCUUUUGAGGCGCCUCAAAACACGGGUGUGCCUUUUGAGGCGCCUCAAAACACGGGUGUGCCUUUUGAGGCGCCUCAAAACACGGGUGUGCCUUUUGAGGCGCCUCAAAACACGGGUGUGCCUUUUGAGGCGCCUCAAAACACGGGCGUGCCUUUUGAGGCGCCUCAAAACAUGGGCGUGCCUUUUGAGGCGCCUCAAAACACGGGCGUGCCUUUUGAGGCGCCUCAAAACACGGGUGUGCCUUUUGAGGCGCCUCAAAACACGGGCGUGCCUUUUGAGGCGCCUCAAAACACGGGUGCGCCUCAAAACACGGGUGUGCCUUUUGAGGCGCCUCAAAACACGGGUGUGCCUUUUGAGGCGCCUCAAAACACGGGCGUGCCUUUUGAGGCGCCUCAAAACACGGGUGUGCCUUUUGAGGCGCCUCAAAACACGGGUGUGCCUUUUGAGGCGCCUCAAAACACGGGUGUGCCUUUUGAGGCGCCUCAAAACACGGGUGUGCCUUUUGAGGCGCCUCAAAACACGGGUGUGCCUUUUGAGGCGCCUCAAAACACGGGCGUGCCUUUUGAGGCGCCUCAAAACACGGGCGUGCCUUUUGAGGCGCCUCAAAACACGGGUGUGCCUUUUGAGGCGCCUCAAAACACGGGUGUGCCUUUUGAGGCGCCUCAAAACACGGGUGUGCCUUUUGAGGCGCCUCAAAACACGGGUGUGCCUUUUGAGGCGCCUCAAAACACGGGCGUGCCUUUUGAGGCGCCUCAAAACACGGGCGUGCCUUUUGAGGCGCCUCAAAACACGGGUGUGCCUUUUGAGGCGCCUCAAAACACGGGCGUGCCUUUUGAGGCGCCUCAAAACACGGGCGUGCCUUUUGAGGCGCCUCAAAACACGGGCGUGCCUUUUGAGGCGCCUCAAAACACGGGCGUGCCUUUGAGGCGCCUCAAAACACGGGCGUGCCUUUUGAGGCGCCUCAAAACACGGGCGUGCCUUUUGAGGCGCCUCAAAACACGGGCGUGCCUUUUGAGGCGCCUCAAAACACGGGCGUGCCUUUUGAGGCGCCUCAAAAACACGGGCGUGCCUUUUGAGGCGCCUCAAAACACGGGCGUGCCUUUUGAGGCGCCUCAAAACAUGGGCGUGCCUUUUGAGGCGCCUCAAAACACGGGCGUGCCUUUUGAGGCGCCUCAAAACACGGGUGUGCCUUUUGAGGCGCCUCAAAACACGGGCGUGCCUUUUGAGGCGCCUCAAAACACGGGUGUGCCUUUUGAGGCGCCUCAAAACGCGGGUGUGCCUUUUGAGGCGCCUCAAAACACGGGUGUGCCUUUUGAGGCGCCUCAAAACACGGGUGUGCCUUUUGAGGCGCCUCAAAACACGGGUGUGCCUUUUGAGGCGCCUCAAAACACGGGUGUGCCUUUUGAGGCGCCUCAAAACACGGGUGUGCCUUUUGAGGCGCCUCAAAACACGGGCGUGCCUUUUGAGGCGCCUCAAAACAUGGGCGUGCCUUUUGAGGCGCCUCAAAACACGGGCGUGCCUUUUGAGGCGCCUCAAAACACGGGUGUGCCUUUUGAGGCGCCUCAAAACACGGGCGUGCCUUUUGAGGCGCCUCAAAACACGGGUGUGCCUUUUGAGGCGCCUCAAAACACGGGUGUGCCUUUUGAGGCGCCUCAAAACACGGGUGUGCCUUUUGAGGCGCCUCAAAACACGGGCGUGCCUUUUGAGGCGCCUCAAAACACGGGCGUGCCUUUUGAGGCGCCUCAAAACACGGGUGUGCCUUUUGAGGCGCCUCAAAACACGGGUGUGCCUUUUGAGGCGCCUCAAAACACGGGCGUGCCUUUUGAGGCGCCUCAAAACACGGGUGUGCCUUUUGAGGCGCCUCAAAACACGGGUGUGCCUUUUGAGGCGCCUCAAAACACGGGUGUGCCUUUUGAGGCGCGUCAAAACACGGGUGUGCCUUUUGAGGCGCCUCAAAACACGGGUGUGCCUUUUGAGGCGCCUCAAAACACGGGUGUGCCUUUUGAGGCGCCUCAAAACACGGGUGUGCCUUUUGAGGCGCCUCAAAACACGGGUGUGCCUUUUGAGGCGCCUCAAAACACGGGUGUGCCUUUUGAGGCGCCUCAAAACACGGGUGUGCCUUUUGAGGCGCCUCAAAACACGGGUGUGCCUUUUGAGGCGCCUCAAAACACGGGCGUGCCUUUUGAGGCGCCUCAAAACAUGGGCGUGCCUUUUGAGGCGCCUCAAAACACGGGCGUGCCUUUUGAGGCGCCUCAAAACACGGGUGUGCCUUUUGAGGCGCCUCAAAACACGGGCGUGCCUUUUGAGGCGCCUCAAAACACGGGUGUGCCUUUUGAGGCGCCUCAAAACACGGGUGUGCCUUUUGAGGCGCCUCAAAACACGGGCGUGCCUUUUGAGGCGCCUCAAAACACGGGUGUGCCUUUUGAGGCGCCUCAAAACACGGGUGUGCCUUUUGAGGCGCCUCAAAACACGGGCGUGCCUUUUGAGGCGCCUCAAAACACGGGUGUGCCUUUUGAGGCGCCUCAAAACACGGGUGUGCCUUUUGAGGCGCCUCAAAACACGGGUGUGCCUUUUGAGGCGCCUCAAAACACGGGUGUGCCUUUUGAGGCGCCUCAAAACACGGGUGUGCCUUUUGAGGCGCCUCAAAACACGGGCGUGCCUUUUGAGGCGCCUCAAAACACGGGCGUGCCUUUUGAGGCGCCUCAAAACACGGGUGUGCCUUUUGAGGCGCCUCAAAACACGGGUGUGCCUUUUGAGGCGCCUCAAAACACGGGUGUGCCUUUUGAGGCGCCUCAAAACACGGGUGUGCCUUUUGAGGCGCCUCAAAACACGGGCGUGCCUUUUGAGGCGCCUCAAAACACGGGCGUGCCUUUUGAGGCGCCUCAAAACACGGGUGUGCCUUUUGAGGCGCCUCAAAACACGGGCGUGCCUUUUGAGGCGCCUCAAAACACGGGCGUGCCUUUUGAGGCGCCUCAAAACACGGGCGUGCCUUUUGAGGCGCCUCAAAACACGGGCGUGCCUUUUGAGGCGCCUCAAAACACGGGCGUGCCUUUUGAGGCGCCUCAAAACACGGGCGUGCCUUUUGAGGCGCCUCAAAACACGGGCGUGCCUUUUGAGGCGCCUCAAAACACGGGCGUGCCUUUUGAGGCGCCUCAAAACACGGGCGUGCCUUUUGAGGCGCCUCAAAACACGGGCGUGCCUUUUGAGGCGCCUCAAAACAUGGGCGUGCCUUUUGAGGCGCCUCAAAACACGGGCGUGCCUUUUGAGGCGCCUCAAAACACGGGCGUGCCUUUUGAGGCGCCUCAAAACACGGGCGUGCCUUUUGAGGCGCCUCAAAACACGGGCGUGCCUUUUGAGGCGCCUCAAAACACGGGUGUGCCUUUUGAGGCGCCUCAAAACGCGGGUGUGCCUUUUGAGGCGCCUCAAAACACGGGUGUGCCUUUUGAGGCGCCUCAAAACACGGGUGUGCCUUUUGAGGCGCCUCAAAACACGGGUGUGCCUUUUGAGGCGCCUCAAAACACGGGUGUGCCUUUUGAGGCGCCUCAAAACACGGGCGUGCCUUUUGAGGCGCCUCAAAACACGGGCGUGCCUUUUGAGGCGCCUCAAAACAUGGGCGUGCCUUUUGAGGCGCCUCAAAACACGGGCGUGCCUUUUGAGGCGCCUCAAAACACGGGCGUGCCUUUUGAGGCGCCUCAAAACACGGGCGUGCCUUUUGAGGCGCCUCAAAACACGGGUGUGCCUUUUGAGGCGCCUCAAAACACGGGUGUGCCUUUUGAGGCGCCUCAAAACACGGGUGUGCCUUUUGAGGCGCCUCAAAACACGGGCGUGCCUUUUGAGGCGCCUCAAAACACGGGCGUGCCUUUUGAGGCGCCUCAAAACACGGGUGUGCCUUUUGAGGCGCCUCAAAACACGGGCGUGCCUUUUGAGGCGCCUCAAAACACGGGCGUGCCUUUUGAGGCGCCUCAAAACACGGGUGUGCCUUUUGAGGCGCCUCAAAACACGGGUGUGCCUUUUGAGGCGCGUCAAAACACGGGUGUGCCUUUUGAGGCGCCUCAAAACACGGGUGUGCCUUUUGAGGCGCCUCAAAACACGGGUGUGCCUUUUGAGGCGCCUCAAAACACGGGUGUGCCUUUUGAGGGUGCUUACAGCUGGGAAGUGGAGAAUCAUGGGAUGGGAUGCAGGCUGUUUGCCUUGCCUCGGCUACAUGGCAAGAUUCUUGAGAGUUCUCAAAUGCGACUCAAUCUGGAUGGACUUUUGGGUCAACAGUCGACUACAGGAACCCUCCCACCUCACUCUCCCCACACCCUCCCACCUCACUCUCCCCACACCCUCCCACGCUUGCUUGCUCUUUCCCCAACCACCCACACCCCAGGAAUGCCAGGGCUUGGCCCUGCCCAUGAAUACCAUGGCUUGGCCCUGCCCAUGUUUGCACGAAUUUACGACGUCACUGGGAGCAGCGGGGAGAAGGGGAAGCGUGCGGGGGAGAUUAUUUACGAGCCUAGAGGACGAGAGUUGCCGCCCGGACAGGAGGACUCGUAUGCGCAUGUGAACGUGGUGAAUCUGGGGGACAAGUACCGCGAGUACGAGAUGCGGUGCAGGUACAACACAACGUACAACACAACCUAUGAGUUCCCAGCCGCAAGUGCAGGGUGGGCUAUACUCGUUAUAGUGGUGAUGGGCCUCGCUGCAUAUGUGUACUGGGCGGCGUGUGAGCGCGUGCAGCAGUUGGAGAGGGAUUACCAGCGGUUGGAAGCGGUGAAGAACCGCAUGAAAGCGGCCAAGAGGGUUGCGGAGCGGGCGAGUAAGGCCAAGGGCUUGUUCCUUACCACGAUGAGCCACGAGCUACGCACGCCACUGAAUGGUGUCAUAGGCAUGCUGAACCUGCUUCUGGAAACACCCCUCACGGUGACCCAACUAGACUAUGUGGAGACGGCUCGCACCAGCGGGAGGGCGCUGCUGGAACUCAUCACUGACAUCCUCGACCUCUCCAAGAUUGAAGCGCAGAAGAUGCAGUUGGAGCACAUACCCAUGGACGCGCAGAAGAUGCAGUUGGAACACAUACCCAUGGACGUGCGCGGAGAGGUGGACACGGUGCUCACCAUGUUCAUCGAGCGCUUCCGAGACAAGCCGCUGCUGCAGGUGGCGGCCUAUGUUGACCCGCUCGUGCCGGCAUCUGUCCUCGGGGAUUCCCUGCGCUUCCGCCAGGUGCUGAUCAAUCUGCUGUCCAACGCGUGCAAGUACACCGAACGUGGACACAUCUUCAUCGCCAUCCGCACGGCCGACAUUCACGAGGACCUUCGGCGAGACGCUACCCGAUCGCAGUCGAAGCGAGGGAUUGCCCAGCAGCAGCAGCAGCAGCAGCAGCAGCAGCAAGAACAAGAGCAUCAAGAGACGGGGACAGGGCAUCUGCAACAACAACGGCAGUGGCAACAAGAACAGGAUAAACAGCAGCAGGAGCAGGAUAAGCAGCUGGCACUGGCAGCGCCGUCCUCUUGUGAAGAUGCCUCCACAACAGUUACCAGCCUGAUAGCGUCGCACAGCACGCACCCCUCGUCUGGCUCUGGGCUGCCGAAUCUCGGCAUAUCUGGGGAGUUUGUCGGGCAGCAAGCAGCGGCGGUCGCAACAAGCCACGGGGGGGCGUCACAAGGACAGGCAUGGGGGUUUGCCUUUGCUUCAAGAGGUGCUAGCAGGACGUGGAGAAACGGAGUCCCCUGGCUGCGCACACUCUUUCCUGGUUCAGCUUCAAGCAGCGCCGCUAUUGGCAGUGGCCGUGAUGGCAAUGGUGGAAAAGAGAGCGGUGCACAUGGUAGUAGUGCAAGUGGCGGUGCUGCUCAAGUGGAGGAGGGAGAUAUCGAGGCAGCCCGGGGGGGUGGGGGUGAGGCAGCCGGUGCAUGUAACCCCGGGACCCGCGCUGCUGCCGCCGCUGCUGCAGUGGAAGGUGGUGGUGAUGCCGCUAGCAGUGCUUGGCGGAGCAGCGUGAGCGCUGCGUGCGGGCUGCCCCUGGGUGCAUGCGCGGGCGAGCAGCGGCUGCUGGCGUAUCAACAGCUAGAAGACGGGCAGGGAGAGCUGGAAUACGAGCAGGUGGGGGCCGAAGACGCACUGGUUGAGGCACGGGGGUUGGCAAGGGAGAGAAGGUUGGCGGGGGAGGGGACGCAAGGCGAGGAGCACGAGCUGUUGCAGGUGGUGGUGCAUUGUAUGAGACCUCCAGUUUCAGACACCAGCCUUGCUGCUGUUGCUGCUGCUGGUGAUGUUCGCACAAGCAGUGAAAAGCAGCAGCAGCAGCAAGUGCAGCAAGUGCAGCAAGUGCAGCAAGUGCAGCAAGUGCAGCAGGUGCAGCAGGUGCAGCAAGUGCAGCAAGUGCAGCAAGUGCAGCAAGUGCAGCAAGUGCAGCAGGUGCAGCAGGUGCAGCAAGUGCAGCAAGUGCAGCAGCAGCAGGUGCACGUGACGCUGAGUGGGCGGGCGGCAGUGAGGAGCUGCAACAGCUGGCACGUGCUGGCGGCUAGGCGGGCCGCGUGGCUGCAGCAGGGGCAGCAGGAAGCAGUGCUGCGAGGGGGAGAGGGGUGCGGGAGGGUCAAGCGGGGUGAGGAGGGAGAUGGGGAUGAGGGGGGAGAUGGGGAGGGAGCCAAGGAAGGGUGCGUGGAGGUGGGCUGCGAGUGGGAGAGGCAGCAAUUAGUGACAGGAGGAGCAGCAGGAGGAAGUGGGGCAGCAGUGGGAGUGGCAGCAGACGACAGGCCUCAAACCGUUCGAUUGGUGGUUUCUGUUGAGGACACCAUCUUUAAGCCCUUCACGCACGCAGACGCUAGCACGCGCAUGAUAACUCUUCCCACUCUCUCCCCCUGUCCUCCCCUGCUUUCCCCCUGUCCUCCCCUGCUUUCCCCCUGUCCUCCCCUGCUUUCCCCCUGUCCUCCCCUGCUUUCCCCCUGUCCUCCCCUGCUUUCCCCCUGUCCUCCCCUGCUUUCCCCCUGUCCUCCCCUGCUUUCCCCCUGUCCUCCCCUGCUUUCCCCCUGUCCUCCCCUGCUUUCCCCCUGUCCUCCCCUGCUUUCCCCCUGUCCUCCCCUGCUUUCCCCCUGUCCUCCCCUGCUUUCCCCCUGUCCUCCCCUGCUUUCCCCCUGUCCUCCCCUGCUUCCCCCCCACACAUCCAACCUUCACACCACAGGACACAGGCGAGGGGAUCCCCUACGCAGCCCAACGCACCAUCCUGAAGCCGUUCACGCAGGCAGACUCGAGCACGACACGCACAUGCUUAUUCUUCUUACUCUCCUCCCCUGUGCUCUCCUGCCUCUCGACCCUCUAUCCGUACCUCUCACUGUUGCCCACCCACCACCACAGGACACAGGCGAGGGGAUCCCCUACGCAGCCCAACGCACCAUCCUGAAGCCGUUCACGCAGGCAGACCCGAGCACGACACGCACAUGCUUAUUCUUCUUACUCUCCUCCCCUGACACAGGCGAGGGGAUCCCCUACGCAGCCCAACGCACCAUCCUGAAGCCGUUCACGCAAGCGGACGCCAGCACGACGCGCACGCACGGCGGCACGGGAAUCGGGCUGUCCAUCAGCCGCCACCUCGUCGACCUCAUGGGGGGGCGCCUCUCCUUCUCCUCACGCCCUGGCCUCGGCAGCACCUUCUAUUUUGACCUCCUCCUGCCCUGCGAGCAACCUCGGCCCGAGCCUGUGCCGAACCUCCUGCAACCGGACCUGGUUUCUGCUUCGGGAAAGUGUUCCCGAAGUGGAAAUGGGACUGUGGCUGGGGUGGCAGAUGCUGUUUCUCCUGCUGGUGCUGCUGAUGCGGCUGCUGCUGCUGCCACUGAUGUUGGUACCAUGGGUCCUCUGCGCGAUUCCUUCCUUUCUCCUUUCGGUUUGAAAGACAGGGAUGGAUUGGCAAGCCUGAGCGAGAUCAAGGAAGCUGUGGUUCGGGCCAGGCUCGGCGCAAUCCUAUUGGACGACCGGCCGGUGAGGCUCGGGGUGCUGGAGAGCCUGCUCAACAGGCUCGGCAUGCCGGUGCUCAACUCUACGUUUGGCACCAGCUCUGGUGAUGAGGUUCCUCUGUUGCAGCCGGUGGUGGUGUUUGUGGAUCAUGAAUGGCUUGAGCUGCAACAGCAGCAGGAGGAGGAGAGGGAUGAGCGGAAGGAGGAAACGGAGGAGAAGGAAGAGGAGGAGGAGGAUAAGGGAGAGGAGGAGGAUGGGGAGCAUACAGAGGAACACGUACCUGCUGCUGCUGCUGCUGCUGCUGCUGCUGCUGCUGCUGCUGCUGGUGCUGGGGAGCAUGGGUGUGCGGCUGAAGGAGCAGGUGGGGAGCAUGGGUGUGCGGCUGAAGGAGCAGGUGGGGAGCAUGGGUGUGCGGCUGAAGGAGCAGGUGGGGAGCAUGGGUGUGCGGCUGAAGGAGCAGGUGGGGAGCAUGGGUGUGCGGCUGAAGGAGCAGGUGGGGAGCAUGGGUGUGCGGUGACAGAGGGGGUGCGUGGGCUGCGUGCAACGAUCUCUAUGACCGAUUGGAUGCUCCACUCGCCCUCCCUUGACUCCCUCACUGCUGCUGCCGCUGCUGUCUCUGCUCCUUCUGCUGCCCCUGCCACUGCUGCCACUGCUGCUGCUGCUGCUGCUGCUGCUGCUGCCACUGCUGCUGCUGCUGCGAUUGCUGCUUCGGCUGCUUCUGAGGCUGAAGAUUCACAAACAUCAGCAUCAGCAGCAGCAGCAGCAGCAGGGACAAAGAUAGGGGCAACAGCAGGGUCAGGGGCAGCAGGCUUCAAGGCAGGAAGCAAUGCCGGAGCUAUGACCCCUUCUGAAGCAUCUCCUGCUUCCCUCUCAUCGCCAUCCUCCAACGCUCUGCCGCCCACCCACCACGUGCGGGCGGCAAGCUGGGGCGGCUUUUUGGACAUGGCGGGCGGCAGUCUAGUGAAGGGGUGGGAGAGCCCGCAGGGGAGUGUGAGUCUACGGAGGGAGGCAGGGGGAAAGCGAUUCAGUGUCGACAUUGUGAGGCGUGCCAUUAUGGACGAUAGGCCGAUCAGAAGCAACAGCGGGGGCCGGACAAGAAGCAAGGGGGCGGCACAGGCUAGCCGACAAAACCCCUGGAGUCAACCGAGUCAACACAGUCAACUGAGCCCGCGCAUUCCAUCACCAGUAGCGCCAGGAACAGCAGCAGUGACGGUGGCAGCUGGAGCAGGCACUCCCUCCGCCGUGGCGGUGCGCAGGGCGAGCAGCAGCGCUGCGCAGCAGCUGACGGAGGCUUUAAGCGGGCGGCGCGUGCUGGUGGUGGACGACAACAUGGUCAACCGCAAGGUGAUAAGCCGCAUGCUGCAGCGGUACGGGGUGCAAGUGGAGGAGGUGGAUGGGGGGGGCAAGGCAGUGAAGCGGGUGCAGGAGAUGCGCGACGGUGCUGCCUUGCCACUUGACUGCGUCUUCAUGGACAUUCAGAUGCCGGGAAUGGACGGCUACGAAGCAGUCUCCCACAUCCGCAGCAUGGAGCAGGAAACUCCCCCAACCACGGCAGCAUCUCCAUCCUCUUCAACCCCACCUGCAUCUCCAUCACCCCCCCAAUCAAAAGCACCAGUGAAAAGCUCUACAACCCCACCUGCAACCACAUCACCCUCCGCAUUAAAAGCACUCUUACCAAAAAGCCUAUCAGACACCAAAAUCCCACCAGACACCAGGAACCCGUCAGCGUCAGGCUCCCCUCGAAGCUCAUCAGCAGAGGCGGCAGCAGAAGCACCAGUGGCAGGUGCAGCGAGGGCAGAGAAGGGGCGGCUGCUGGUGAUAGCGCUGACUGCAGAUGUGGGUUCGGGCACACGGGAGCGGUGUGCCAAGGCUGGGAUGGAUGGAUACAUGACGAAACCCAUAGAGGAGCAGCAGCUGUCGCGUGUGGUGCUCCCAUUCUUUGCUGCGCUGGCGGGUAACUUUUGA